This is a messenger RNA of Mytilus californianus (California mussel), 10924 nucleotides long. RefSeq lists its product as uncharacterized. Lineage: Eukaryota; Metazoa; Mollusca; Bivalvia; Mytilida; Mytilidae. The coding region runs from base 1 to 10554 and encodes 3517 amino acids. Gene Ontology annotation, molecular function: metalloaminopeptidase activity; peptide binding; zinc ion binding. Gene Ontology annotation, biological process: peptide catabolic process; proteolysis. The transcript has 78 exons. Gene Ontology annotation, cellular component: cytoplasm. The record is from RefSeq and is a predicted model, not a curated record.
AUGCCACAACAUACAAAUGAGAGACAGUCGGGCCCAGAAAUCAAAAUUGUGAGAAUAGAAGAUGAUAUAAAACGUCAGUUCAUGCAUUUUCACUUAAGUGGUGAAAUACUUAAAGACCAUGAAUACGUUUUAUCCAUGGAAUUUAGGGGACCGCUACAAACUGACCUAAAAGGCUUUUAUCUGAGCUCAUACACAGAAGGUGGAAACAAAAGAUAUCUUGCAACAACUCAGUUCCAGCCAACAGAUGCUAGAAAGGCGUUCCCUUGUUUUGAUGAACCAGAAUUCAAAGCUGUCUUCAAUAUUACAGUUGUGAGAAAAGUUGGAUGGCUCAGUUUAUCAAAUACAAAAAUAGUAUCAACAACAUUAAGAGAAAAUGGGUUUGAAGCAGAUCAUUAUAGUCCAACUCCAAGGAUGUCAACUUAUCUUGUGGCCUUUGUUGUGUCUCAGUUUAAAUCACAACACCAGACUACAACUAAUGGACUUCAGUAUGGAGUUUGGGCCCAGCCAAAUUCAGUCCUUCAGACAACAGAGGCCUUGAAUGUGGGUACUAAAGUGAUAACUUUCUAUGAAGAUUAUUUCAACAUUUCCUUUCCUUUACCAAAGCAAGAUAUGAUUGCAGUCCCAGACUACCCUCUUGGUGCCAUGGAGAAUUGGGGACUGAUUACUUACAGGGAGACAGCCAUGCUGUAUGACGACAAGAUGUCAACAGAAGAUAAUUUAGCCCGUGUUACAUCAGCGAUAGCCCAUGAACUUUCCCACCAAUGGUUUGGUGACCUUGUAACAAUGAAAUGGUGGGAUGAUCUAUGGUUGAAUGAGGGAUUUGCUACCUUUGUACAGUAUAUGGGAACUGAUCAUGUCCAUCCAGAUUGGAAAAUGUUUGAUCUUUUCCCGAUUGGAGACAUGUAUGAUGCUUUUGAGUUUGACAGUGUGAAAUCAUCACAUCCAAUUUAUGUUCCUGUAGAAAAUCCAGACCAAAUAAAUGAAAUAUUUGAUAAAAUAUCUUACAGCAAGGGAGGAUCAGUGAUAAGGAUGAUAAGAUAUGUACUUGGAGAGGAAACAUUUAGACAUGGGCUAAUUAAUUACUUGAAUGGAUUGAAAUACCAAAGUGCUGUACAUGAAGAUUUAUGGAAUGCUUUACAGAAGGUUGCUGAAGAGGAAGGGAAAACUAUUCCAUAUACUGUGAAGGAUAUUAUGGAUACAUGGAUACUGCAGAUGAACUAUCCUGUUGUCAUGGUGACCAGAGCAAAGUCUGGUCUGACAGUGGAACAAAAAAGAUUUCUUUUUAACAAAGACUCAAACACAACUGAAAAAUUUCAGUCUCCAUUCAACUACAUAUGGCGGAUACCCCUCACAUAUACUACCAGUAGUGAAAUGAACUUUGAUAAGUCUGGAGAGAGUGUUGUAUGGCUUGUUACUCAAUCAACAGAAAUAGUUAACCAGAAAAUACCUACCUCGGAGAACAGUUGGUACUUAUUUAACCUACAGCAGUAUGGUGUCUAUAGAGUAAACUAUGAUAUACAGAACUGGAAUGCACUCAUAAACACACUUAAACUGGAUCACAAGAAAAUUCCUGUCAUCAACAGAGGCCAAAUUAUAAAUGAUGCAUGGAAUCUGGCAAAAGCUGAAGAGCUGCCAGUAACAAUUGCCUUAGAGACGCUGAACUAUUUAGAUAAAGAGAUGGAUUAUGUCCCUUGGGCAGCUGCAACAAGAGAACUUGCAUAUGUUGACGACAUGUUGUCAAAAACAGAGACAUUUGGUGAUUUCCAGAAUUUUGUGAAAGCCAAAGUUUCAGCACCAUUUAAUGAACAUGAAUUAGAGUUCUCAAACCUGACACAUUUGGAAAUAUAUGCAGUGAGAACAUUUGUCGGAGCAGCCUGUUCAUAUGGAGAAGAAUCUUGUGUUUCAAAAGCCAAGACAUUGUUCAAUCAGUGGAUGAAAAAUCCUGAAAAUAAUGUGAUUAAUCCUAACAUUAAAGGCACAGUCUAUUGUACUGGAGUGGCUGAUGGUGGCAUAGAGGAGUGGAAUUUUGUUCACAAUCAGUACAAAAUAGCCCCAGUCGUAUCAGAAAAGUCCCUUCUUCAGUCUGCCCUGUCAUGUACCAAAGAAGCAUGGAUUAUUAACAAAUUAUUAGAGAUGACUUCUGACCCUAAUGAGAUCAGAAAGCAAGAUGCUCCUUAUGUUAUCAUGCAAGUGGCAGAUAAUUCAGUUGGAAAAUAUCUGGCUAAAGAAUUCUUCUAUCAGAACUGGGAUUUCAUUAGAGAUACGUAUGCUGGAGGAUUUGGUGUUUUUAUAAAGUUAGUUCAAGCAAUAACCAAGGCAUUUAACACUGAUUAUGAACUAGACCAGUUAAAAGACUUUUUAGCUUCAGAAUCGGACCUAGGUCCUGGAGCUAGAGCAUUCGAACAAGCUAUUGAAAACACAGAGUCAAACAUCAGAUGGAUGAAAAACAAUUAUAAUGACAUUAAGAAAUGGCUAGGUGUACAUCCAACACCCCACAAAGUUGAUAACGUAAGACUACCAAGAUCUUUAAUACCAAAAAUAUACAAUUUGACACUGAAACCAGAUUUUUAUGGACCUGACCCAUCCACAUUCUCAACAGAAGGAAGUGUGAGGAUAGAAAUAGAGUGUACAGUGGAAACAAAUAAUAUAACACUUCAUGCUGUGGAUUUAACAGUGAAUGAGUCCACAGUGACAAUCAGCAGUUCAGAUCAUGUUGGAACAUUACCAACCGUGGUUAGUCUUGCAGAAGACAAGGAACGGGAGUUUCUUAUUGUUAAUGUAGAUGCAAAUUUGCAAGCUAGGAAAACAUACAUUUUAGAGAUGUCUUUCACUAGUCCCCUGUCUAAUAAAGUUCUAGCUGGACUUUAUCUCAGUUCAUACAAAAGAGGUGACCAGACUGUAUAUCUAGCCACUACACAGUUUGAAUCAACAGAUGCCAGGAGAGCUUUCCCUUGUUUUGAUGAGCCUGAACUUAAGGCACAGUUCAAGGUGACUUUAUUAAGGAAACCAGACAGAGUAAGCUUGAGUAAUAUGCCACAGGAGAAAACUGGUGUUCCAAGUGUAGAUGGGUUUGUAGCAGAUGAAUAUGCCUUGUCACCAAACAUGUCUACCUAUCUACUCGCCAUUAUUGUAUGUGAUUUCCAGUAUACACAAACUACAACUAAAAAUGGUAUAAAGUAUAGAGCAUGGUCUACACCAGAAACUUUGAAUCAGACUGCAUUAGCCUUAAAAACAGGAGCUGACACCUUAACACUCUAUGAAGAUUUCUUUGGAGUUGACUUUCCAAUAAAAAAACAAGAUAUGAUAGCUAUUCCUGACUUCUCUGCUGGAGCUAUGGAGAACUGGGGACUGAUUACAUACAGGGAGACUGCUAUGUUGUUUGAUCCAGAUGUUUCCUCAGCCAGCAAUAAACAAAGAGUGGUAGUAGUGAUAACUCAUGAACUAGCUCAUCAGUGGUUUGGUGACUUAGUUACGAUGGAAUGGUGGGAUGACCUUUGGUUAAAUGAAGGGUUCGCCACAUACGUUGAGAACUUUGGAACAGAUCGUUUGUAUCCUGAAUGGAGGAUGUUUGAUCAAUUCUCAGUGGAUGUAGUGCAGGAUGCUUUUUCUUUUGACGGUCUUGUGACAUCACAUCCUAUUUAUGUCCCAGUAUCUAACCCAGCAGAAAUAAAUGAAAUAUUUGAUACUAUAUCAUAUUCCAAGGGAGGAGCUAUAAUUAGAAUGAUGAAGUUCUUUCUUGGAGAUAAUACUUUUGCUAAAGGAUUAACAGCUUAUUUGAAGGACAGGCAGUUUAGUAAUGCUUUUCACGAUGAUUUGUGGAAUGCCAUGACGAAGCAAGCAGGAAUUGAUGGUAAUCCACUAGAUGUCAAGGAUAUAAUGGACACAUGGAUUCUACAAAUGAACUAUCCUGUUGUGAAGGUUACAAGGUCAAAUGGAAAGUUGCAUUUGGAGCAGAAGAGAUUUUUGUUUAAUCCGUCAGCUACAGAUCCAGGCAAAUACCCAUCGCCAUACAAUUACACAUGGAAGAUACCAUUUACCUACACAACAAGUGACAAUCUACAGUUCAACCAAAGUUACAAAGAUGUUAUGUGGUUUAAUUUACAAUCAGAAAUGGAUAUACCUACAAGCAGUAGUGGAUGGAUUGUGGGUAAUGUACAGCAAUAUGGCUACUACAGAGUAAAUUAUGAUGAUGAAAACUGGCAAGCAUUGAUAGAACAACUCAAAACAGAUCAUUUGAGUAUCCAUGUAAUAAACAGAGGGCAAAUAUUAAAUGAUGUAUGGUCCCUUUCAAAAUCAGGUGAUGUUGGUACUCUGACAGCUCUACAAGUUGUGGAUUAUUUAAGUGAAGAGUUGGAUUAUGUCCCUUGGUAUGCUGCAACAGUUGAAUUAUCUUAUGUAAAGAAAAUGCUGACAAGGACAGCUAUAUAUGGUAACUUCCAGAAAUAUAUGAGUAAUCUUUUAGGGAAAGCAUUUGAUCAUUAUGGUUUAGAUAAUACUGGUGCUACUCACAUUGAAGCAUAUGCCAGAUCCCUUUUAGCCCACCAAGCUUGUAACUAUAACAUUGUUGGUUGUACAACUGAAGCUCUAACCAUGUAUAAUAAUUGGAUGGCUGAUCCUGAAACCUACAGGAUAGAUCCUGAUUUGAAGAGUACAGUGUAUUGUACUGGUGUAGCUGAGGGUGGAGAAGAAGCCUGGGAUUUCUUAUAUCAACAAUAUAAAACUACUAAUGUGGCUGCAGAGAAAAGUAGAGUUCUAACUGCCCUGGCAUGUACUAAAGAAACAUAUUUGAUUAGCAGGUAUCUGACUUAUUCCUUGGACAUGUCAGAAAUAAGAAGUCAGGAUGCCUCCAAUGUUAUCAUUGCCAUCUCAAGGAAUGUUAAUGGCAGAGAUUUAGCAUGGGAUUAUGUUGUAGGAAACUGGAAAUUGAUUAGUAGCAGAUAUGGUAAAUCCUCAUUUGCAAUCAAGAACCUGAUAACUGGAAUAACAGAUAGUUUUAAUACAGAGAUAGAUCUGCAAAAGUUGAAAGCUUUCAAGAUGAAUAAUCCAGAUUUAGGUUCAGGUACUAGAUCUUAUGAACAGGCUGUAGAAAAUACAGAAUUAAACAUUAAAUGGAUGACAGAUAACUAUGAAACAUUGGAAGCAUGGCUUGACAGGACGAUAUCUUCACAAAACAAGGGAGGUAACCACAUCACUGAUGUCAGACUCCCCCGUACAGUUUCACCACAACUAUAUACCUUAGAGUUGCUACCUGAUAUUUAUGCUGAUGACCCAAAAGAUUUCAAAAUAUCAGGAAAAGUUGAUAUUGUUAUUGACUGCCUUGAAGCUACAGAUAAUAUUACAAUCCAUAUCAAUAAGCUCACCAUAAAAAAACAGACCAUUUACAUAAAGAUCCAGUCCGGUAAUCAGUCAGGACCAAAGAUUCUCAGGACAACAGAAGAUAAUGACAGACAGUUCUACAUCAUGUUUUUGUCAGAGAAACUUAAUCAGGGUCAGACUUAUGUGUUGUCUUUAGAAUUUGAAGGUCCUUUAAAAGAUGAUCUUGCAGGGCUGUACUACAGUUCAUACAAAAGAAAUGACAAGAAUGUGUAUUUAGCUGUGACACAGUUUGAGGCUACUGAUGCAAGGAAAGCUUUCCCAUGUUUUGAUGAACCUAACAUGAAAGCCAAAUUUAAGGUGACACUACUGAGAAAACCAUCAAUGACAUCAAUAUCUAACAUGCCACAGGAAAAAACUGGUAUACAAAGGCCAAAUGGAUUUGUUGCCGAUGAGUAUAAAUUGUCAGAGAAAAUGUCUACCUAUUUACUGGCAUUUAUUGUAUGUGAUUUCAAACAGAUUACAGGGACAACCAAGAACAACAUCACUUAUGGAGCAUGGAGUACACCUGAGACAAUAAACCAAGCUGAGUUAGCCCUGCAGAUUGGUAUAGAUACCAUUACUUUCUAUGAAGACUUCUUUGGGGUCAGAUUUCCUCUUCCUAAGCAAGACAUGAUAGCCAUUCCUGACUUCUCUGCUGGAGCUAUGGAGAACUGGGGUCUGAUUACAUACAGGGAAACAGCCAUGUUGUUUGAACCUGGUGUAUCUUCAGAGGGAAACAAACAAAGAGUCACAGGAACAAUAACUCAUGAGUUAGCUCAUCAAUGGUUUGGUGACCUAGUAACCAUGGACUGGUGGGGAGAUAUCUGGCUUAAUGAAGGAUUUGCUAGAUUUGUACAAUAUCUUGGUAGUGAUAAUUUAUACCCACAAUGGAAGAUGUUUGAACAGUUUGUAGUGAAUGUAGUACAUGCAGCCUUCUCAUUUGAUGGUUUAGCAACAUCCCAUCCUGUCUAUGUACCUGUAUAUAAUCCAAGUGAAAUCAAUGAAGUGUUUGAUGCUAUAUCCUAUGACAAGGGAGCUAGUAUUAUAAGGAUGAUGAAAUUUUUCCUCGGAGAUUCAACGUUCAAAAAAGGUCUGCAGAAUUAUCUGAUAGACAGGAAGUUCAGUAAUGCCUACCAUGAUGAUCUGUGGAACGCCAUGGCUAAUCAAUCAAGGGCUGAUACAAAGCUUAUGGAUGUUAAAAGUAUCAUGGAUACAUGGACGUUACAGAUGAAUUAUCCAGUUGUCAUGGUAACUGCCACCUCUAAUGGCCUACGAAUAUCACAGAAACGCUACCUGUCUAAUCCUGAUGCAAAGGAUCCUGGGAAAUACACUUCCCCUUUCAAUUACAAGUGGCAGAUUCCAUUUUUCUACACUACCAGCAAGGAACUGAACUUUAACAAGACAGCUUCUGAUAUCACCUGGAUCAAAACAGAAACAGAGGAUUUACCGGGACCAUCCAACUUUUUAUCUGGAAAGGAUUGGAUAAUAGCCAAUACACAACAAUUUGGAUUCUAUCGUGUUAAUUAUGAUAAUGAGAAUUGGUUGGCUUUGGUGAAACAGUUAAAUACUGAUCAUAAGGUCAUUCAUCCUAUUAAUAGAGCACAGAUUAUAAAUGAUGCCUGGAAUUUAGCAAAGUCUGGCGAUCUUGAUAUUGGUAUAUCAUUAAAAACAGUAGAAUAUAUUAGUGAAGAAUUAGAAUAUGUUCCCUGGGAUGCAGCAAGCAGCCAGCUAUCAUAUGUUAGUAAUAUGUUGUCACGGACAGAAAUUUAUGGCAAGUUUAAGAAAUUCAUGAAAAAAAUUGUGACAAAACCCUUCAAGCAUUUUGGGAUGGACAACAGUAAAGCUAGCCAUCUGGAGUCAUAUAUAAGGUCAACACUGUCUAGCUUUGCCUGUGAUUAUGAUAUAGAACAAUGUACAAGGGAAGCUGCUAAGAUGUUUAAGAAUUGGAUGAUGGACCCUGAAAGGAAUAGAAUUGAUCCUGGUCUGAAGAGUACAGUUUACUGCUCUGGAGUGGCUAGCGGUGAUGAAGAUGAAUGGAAUUUUGUGUAUGACAAAUAUAAAACAGCAACAGUUGCUGCUGAAAAAGCACAUUUAUUAUCUGCCUUGUCAUGUACCAAACAAACAUGGAUUCUGAAUAGAUUCAUCAAGAUGUCACUUGACUUUGACCAAGUAAGAAAGCAGGAUUCUGUAAGUGUUUUUACUGGUAUCCAUGGUAACCCAAUAGGACGAGACCUUGCAUGGACCUUCUUAAAUUCAAACUGGGAUAGAAUUUAUAGCAUACAUGGAUCAACCAUACUUACCAUAAAAAAGUUGAUCAGUGGGAUAGCUUAUGGCAUGAAUUCACAGUAUGAUCUACAACAGCUGAGGGAAUUCAAAAGAAGGCAUCCAAACAUUGGAUCAGGUCAAAGAGCUCUUGAACAGGCGAUUGAGAAAACAGAAGCCAACAUCAAAUGGAUGAGCAGAUAUUAUUCACAUAUUGAAAACUGGCUUGAUGAGAAUUUACAAGACGAUCAAGGUUCAGACUACAGACUCUCAAGAUCUGUUAUUCCUUCUGCAUAUUCUAUUGAACUGUUUCCAGAUUUAUACUCUGGUGAUCCAUCAAAAUUUAUAUUUACUGGAUCUGUAACAAUACAAAUUACUUGUACAGAGAAUACCAGUAACUUUACACUCAAUAGCAGGCAGCUGGAAAUAGAUGAAAAUUCUGUAAAAAUAGACUCACUGGAUAAACAUGUUGCCAGUCCUGUUUUCUUGUCAUUAUCGUAUGAUGCUGACUCACAACUUGUUACAUUUGUAUCUAGUAACCAGUUUAUCAAGGGAUAUAACUAUUCCAUAGCUAUGAACUUUACUGGUCCCCUGUUAGAUGAUCUACAAGGACUUUACUACAGUUCAUAUAACGAGGGAAACACCACAAGGUACUUAGCCUCAACUCAGUUUGAAUCGAUCAAAGCCAGGAAAGCAUUCCCAUGUUUUGAUGAACCAGAUUUAAAGGCACAGUUUAAAGUGACGUUAGUUCGUCGUAAAGACAAGAUUUCACUAUCCAAUAUGCCAAUAGAUAAAACAUAUACAAGGUCUGAUGGUUACAUAGCUGAUGAGUAUGAAAUGACUCCUGUGAUGUCAACUUAUCUGUUAGCCUUUGUUGUGGGAGAUUUUAAUCACACAAAUCAAACUACUAACAAUGGCAUCAAAUAUGGUGUAUGGUCAAGACCAGAAUCAGUGGAACAAACUAAAUUUGCAUUGGAUGUUGGAACUAAAGUGUUGACAUUUUAUGAACAAUUUUUCAACAUAUCCUUCCCUCUACCAAAACAAGAUAUGAUAGCUAUACCAGACUUUGGACCAGGAGCCAUGGAAAACUGGGGACUUAUAACAUACAAAGAAAGAUACCUGUUAUAUAAAGAUGGUGUAACCUCUGCAGAAAGUAAACAAAAAACAGCUAUUGUAAUAGCCCAUGAAUUAGGUCACCAGUGGUUUGGAAACUUAGUAACAAUGAAAUGGUGGGAUGAUCUUUGGUUAAAUGAGGGAUUUGCUACCUUUAUGGAGUAUAUUGGAACAGACCAUAUCUUCCCAGAUUGGAAAAUGUUUGACCAUAUGAUAAUAGACGAUCUGCAUCCAGUUUUAGACUUUGAUAGUCAUGUGACGUCUCAUCCAAUAUAUGUACCGUUAACAAGUUUAGAAGAACUUAGUAAUAUCUUUGAUGCAAUAUCAUACAGCAAGGGAGGAAGUGUGAUAAGAAUGGCCAGAUUUUUCUUAGGAGAAGAAACCUUUAGAAAAGGACUAUCAAGAUAUUUAAAUAACAGAAAGUUUCAGAAUGCUGACCACAAUGAUCUUUCUGAAGCCCUGAAUAUACAAGCUAAGAUGGCCAAUUUGAGUCUGCCAGCAGAUGUCAAAACUAUAAUGGACACUUGGUUACUACAGAUGAACUACCCUGUUGUCAUGGUAACCGUUACAGCACCAGGCAAAGUUAGGCUGUCACAGAAAAGAUUUCUUACUAAUCCAGAGGCUAAGGAUCCAAUGUUAUAUAAAUCUCCUUACAAUUACAAGUGGUGGAUACCAGUAACUCUAACAAACAGUGGAGAGAAAAAAUUUGUAAAGACAAGUAAAGAUGUGAUAUGGUUCAAUGAUACAUUUACAGAUAUAACAUCAACUCAAAUACUAAAAGAAGAUGGUAAAUCAUGGGUGAUGGCAAACAUUGGACAAUAUGGUGUAUACCGAGUGAAUUACACAGAUCAAAACUGGAGAGCUAUUAUCAACCAGUUAAAAACAAAUUAUACGGUAAUUUCAUCCAUUAACAGAGCUCAAGUAAUAAAUGAUGCAUGGAGUUUUAGUAGAGCCAACCAACUGAAUGCUGAUAUAGGGUUAGGAAUUGUUGAAUAUUUAGAUAAAGAAAUGGAUUAUGUACCACGUACAGCAGCUAAUAAACAGUUAUCUUACUUAGAUAGCAUGUUGUCAAAGUCCAAUUAUUACGGAAAAUUUAAGAGUAUGAUGAGGAAUCUUGUUGGUAAAGCAUAUGAUAAGUUUGGUUUGAACAGCACAGGUCUUAAUCAUCUGCAGUCGUACAUGAGGUCAGAGGUGUCCAGAAUAGCAUGUGAUUUUGAUCUACCAAAAUGUAUUACUGAAGCAAAGAGACAGUUUGAUGGUUGGAUGAACAAUCCUCAAGAAAAUAAGAUAAAUCCUGAUACAAGAUACAUUAUCUACUGUACAGCAAUAAGAACAGGUGGAGAGGAAGAAUGGAACUUUGCCUAUAGACAAUAUAAACAAUCUACAAUGGCCUCUGAAACAGAUAAUUUAUUACGAUCGUUAGCUUGCAGUGAAGUACCUUGGAUUUUACAAAGAUAUUUACAGUAUGCUCUCACUCCUGAAGAGAUAAGAAAACAAGAAACAGGAAGUAUUCUUGUUAAUGUUGCCAGUAGUAAGAUUGGUCGUUCUAUUGCCUGGAACUUUGUACAGUCAAAGUGGGAUUACAUCCAUGAUGAUUACUUAGCAGGGUAUUGGGAUGGUGGUGGAGUUAUUAAACAAGUGUCCAGAGUUUUUAAUACAGAAUUUGAAUUGCAACAGCUACUGGACUUUGGUGAUUCAAUAGCUGAUCUUCACAGAGCAAAGACAUCUUAUGAACAGGCUAUUGAGACAGUACAAGCUAAUAUCAAGUGGGUGAAAAAUAGUAUAGACACUGUUGAGAAAUGGCUUGUUACAAUGGUAGCAUAGGAUAUCACUGCUUCAGGACAAAAUUGUUUUUACCUCUUUCAUUAAAAUAUGUAAAUACUGCAUGUGUUAAUCAAUACUGUAUCCAUAUUUUAUUUAAUCAGAAUUUUAUAUUUUUUUUAUUUCUAAGUAAUGUCUUGUAUUGUCAGAGAUACUAUAGGUUACAAACAUAAACUUAUAUACAUACAAACUAUAUUGGAACUGUUUGCAUUAUAACUUAAAAAAUAUGUAGAAUGCAGAAGAAUGAAUGUAAACAAUGACAACAUAUGUAUUGCUGUUACAAAUAAUGACAUCCGGCAAAUUAAAACCGGCAAAUUAAAAUAGUUUUAGCAAAUUAUUGUCAGCUGAAUGUGAUUAAAAAUAUAUGACAAUA